Messenger RNA from Panicum virgatum (switchgrass), 702 nucleotides. RefSeq names its product BTB/POZ and MATH domain-containing protein 1-like. The record is from RefSeq and is a predicted model, not a curated record. Lineage: Eukaryota; Viridiplantae; Streptophyta; Magnoliopsida; Poales; Poaceae. The coding region runs from base 1 to 702 and encodes 233 amino acids. The transcript is spliced from 2 exons. Gene Ontology annotation, biological process: protein ubiquitination. Gene Ontology annotation, molecular function: protein binding.
AUGCCGUCGUCGGUGCCGCCGCCGCUGCUGACCGGCGCCGCCAAGCCGUCGCGCUCCGCGUCGAGCGUCGUCGCCAGGAAGGCACAGGGGUUCCAGGUGUUCCGCAUCGACGGCUACUCGGUGACCACGGCGCUCCCCGGCGGCGAGCGCAUCUCCUCGGAGCCGUUCUGCGUCGGCGGCCGGUGCUGGCGCGUCGACUACUACCCCAACGGCACCGACGCCUCCAAGGACGACUCGGACGACCGCGUGCGCGCGGCGUACAAGUUCAGCCUGCUCGACCUCGCCGGCACCCCGGCGUACGAGCUCCCCAAGGAGACGGCCAUCUUCACCGACGCCGCCCACGUCUACGGCGCCGCCCGCGAGGAGGCCGCCGCCGGGCGCGGCUACGCCUGCUUCAUCACCAAGGAGGAGCUGGCGAAGCGGCGCGAGAGCCUGCUCGGGAACGACUCGCUCGCCAUCCGCUGCGACGUCGGCGUCGCGGAGGUGGAGGCCCUGGUCGUCGCGCCCCAGCUGAUGCGCGGCGGCGCCGUGGGGAGGGGGAUGAGGCGCGGCGGAUACUACGGCUACGGCGGCCGCAGCGGCUACGAGUCGCCGGACGAAAUGUACGGCGAGCACGACGGCAGCCGCAGCCAGCCGCCGCCGCCGGAUGACAAGGAGUACAUCCGCCGGUGCCUCACUGCCCAACGGCCAAGGCAGCACUAG